AUGGCCCGAACUUGGGGCCGCAAACAGAUCUUGGAGCCCCUGCUGGAAGUGCUGGAGAUGUUGGGCGUAGACUUGCCGCCCAAGGGAGCAGAGGUGCUCAUGAGGUCCGACGAGGAGGACAUGGUGCAGUACAUCUCCGACAACAUGCCUUACGACUUCCAGGAGAGUUUUGAGGAUGUCAUGCCGCAGCUCGUGGAGGCGGUCGGAUAUCUGACGAACUUGCGGCAGUCGCUUGAGGCAGACGACGCGGAUGCCGUCGUGGCGACGAUGGAGGCCGCGUUUGAGUCGCAGCCUCUGACAGCCACGGCUGCACUGCGCCAUGCCGUGGAGCACGCAGCAACUGAGGUGGCCCGGGUACGGUCGUGUCACACGACAUGGAAGGCUUCAACGGAGGCCCGGAUCUAUCGGCUGGAGAAUGCCAAGGACGAAGCGGAGAAAGCGACGCAAGACUAUCUCGUGGUCGAGGCGAAGUUAGCGAACUUCCGUGGCCAAACGAGCGACAAGUCACGGGCGUGCUUGAUGGGCAUGGCCGAGGGCAGCUCCAAGGCGACCUUGGCCAGCUGCUUCGCCAGUUGGCGUGGGACGACGGAGGAGGGCAAGGUGCAGCAGGACUUGCGGGAUAAGUACGAGGCGCAGCUCGCCGAGAUGCAGCAGCAGGUCCUCCAGUAUCAGGCGCUGCGGCUGCAAAAUGUGCGGAAUGCGAUGGCCAGGACUGUCCUAGAAAACUCGGACACCAUCCUGAACACGCUCUUCCAAACGUGGGUCGCGGACACCGCUCAAUGCAUCAAGAUGCGCGAGGGCAAUCGCCAGCUUGAUGAUGCAAGACUUCAAUUGGCAGCCGUCGCCAGGAGCCGAGCGGCCAGCGGAAGGAAGAUCGUGGCCCAAAUGCUCGAAGAAUCACGGCUGGGUCCUUUGGUCAUGUGCUACCAAGCCUGGACACAGUUCCUGGAGACCGAGCGUCGGGAACAUGCCACGGAAGAGAACAUCCGCGGCUUAGAGAAGGAGCUGAAGGUCCUGAUGGAUGCCAAGAAGGCGAAGCUGAAGAACGUGCUCACGAGCCUCGUGGACGGGCAGACCGAGGAUCUCCUCUUCGAGGUGGUUCAGGCCUGGGUACAGGCCUCCGUGGAGGAGCCGAUUGAAACUGGAGCCUCGCUCCCCCAGCGCUGCGCACCCCAACGGCCACAGCCGCGACGGGCUGCCGCGGCGGUGGCGUUGGUGCUGCCUUUAUCGAGGUCCUUCAGGAGACGGGCCGAGCGAUGUCGGCGCCGUGUCGCAUCGAUCGACGAAGCACCUCCGAAGGUCAAGGCUCGUGUCCGAGCCCUCCGCCGGCCCCCAGCCGCCUCCAUGUCGAAGCGCACAGCUUUAGAAAAGCCCCCCAGCCUCGACUACCUCGAGUCCUGCCUUCAGAGUGGUCACCUGGAGAAAGCGGAUCAGAUCACCCGUGAUCUCCUCCUUGCCUUCGCGGGCCCUGCCGCACUGGAGCGUGGCUUCGCACAGCCGGAGGAGGUCCAGCAGAUGAACCCGGCAGAUUUGCUGGCAGUGGAUGGCUUGUGGGUCCGCCACACGCAGGGGCGCUUCGGCUACAGCGUGCAGCGGGGCCAGUGGCGAGCGGCAGGGGAAGACUUCAAUGAGUUCCUCCAGCGCGUGGGCUGGCUACAGGCCGACCCCUCGGGUGAGCAGCUGCUGCGUUUUUGGCCGAGGAGGGAGUUCGACUACUCCUUGAACGCCGAUGAAGGCCCUCUGUCAUUGGUUAGGGGGGCCGAGCCGCUGUUGGAGCCGGAGACGGCGGAGCGCUCAGCGCAGGCGAUGUUUCCACUGUGGCAUUUCAAGCCCAAGAUCCAUCUGUUGCAAGAGAUGGCCGAAGAUCAGAGCGAGGACCACGGGAAUCCCCGAGAGUUCUGGUGCUACCGGGAUGAGUCCUGGAUUACCAUGAUCACCGGCUUCGAGACCUUCAACGCGCGGCUCUACCGCGCUGCGGCGAGGCGAGCCGUGGAGGGUGUGGAGGGCUUGUCGGUGUGCGUCUUCACCGACAAGGACAUUUCUGAAAGACGCGAUGUUGUGGAGGAGGUGCUGAAAGAGACAGAUGUGCUGUUUUGCUCGUUGGUUUUCGACUUCGACCAGGCUGCGUGGCUGAAGGAGUCUUGCCAAAGCAUCGAGGUGCGGAUGGUUUUCGAGUCUGCCUUGGAGUUGAUGUCUGAGACCAAGGUCGGCUCCUUUUCGAUGAGCGGCGGCGGUGGUGGUGGAAUGCCUCCAGCAGUCCGCUCCAUGAUCUCCAUGCUGACAGGUCAGCGGGAGGAAGACCGAAUCGCUGGAUACACGAAGUUCCUUAAGACUGGUCCAAAGCUGCUCCAGUUCCUUCCACAGUUCGGCCCAAUCCCGGACCUGCGGCGGUGGCUUCAAAGCUACGCGCUGUGGAGUGGUGGCGGAGGCGGCAACGUCGCUUCCAUGCUCCGAUACAUUGCAAGUGAAUUCGGCGGCUUCGAAGAUCUCCAGGCCGAGGAGAUGGAGGAGACCACAGCGGACGUCCCGCCCAAAGCUCUGGAGGUCGUAGAGAUUCCCCAGGUGGGCCUGCUGCACCCCGCUCUGAAAUUCGCCUUCCAGCCUGGGCCGUUCUUUCAGACCCCACGGGAGUACAUGGAGUGGUACCGCAGCUACAAGCCCCGGGCCAUCGAAGAGCGGUGGCCCGUAGUUGCGAUCUUGCUCUACCGGAAGCAUGUGGUGUCGGAGCUCUCCUAUAUUUUCCAGCUUGUCAACUACUUCGAGGAGAAUCACCAGAUUCUGCCGCUGCCCAUCUUCAUCCAAGGUGUCGAUGCGCACAUCGCAGUGAGAGAUCUCCUCACGAGCGACUUUGAGAAACAAGCGGUCGCGUCUGGCGCGGUACCGGCAAACAGGACUCUCUCGCCGGAUGCAGUGCAUGUGGACGCCGUCGUCAACACCAUAGGCUUUCCUCUCGUUGGUGGGCCCGCAGGCUCCAUGGAGGGGGGGCGCAACAGCGAGAUCGCGAAGGAGAUCUUGACGUCGCUGAAUGUGCCCUACUUUGUUGCAGCACCGCUUCUCAUCCAGGACGUUGCUUCCUGGAAGGACCAAGGCAUCGGCGGGCUGCAAGGAGCCGUCCUCUAUGCGCUCCCUGAACUUGACGGUGCCAUCGAUGCGGUCGCUCUCGGCGGCCUCGUGGCGGGAGGCGAUAUCGAGCUGCUCCCUGACCGCGUGGAUCGCCUAGCUGUCCGGAUCCGCCGAUGGGUGGCCUUGCGACGGAAGCCACCGCAGGAGCGUAAGGUGGCCAUCGUCGUGUAUGGCUAUCCUCCGGGUAUCGGAGCGACAGGCACUGCUGCUCUGCUGAACGUGCCGCGGUCGCUGAAAAGGCUCCUGGAGGAGAUGGCCGAGGAGGGAUACGACGUGGGCACGCUCCCGGAGGACGCGGAGGAGCUCAUCCGAGAAGUCACGGCAGGCGACCAGGCCGCCGAGACCGGGCAAAGCUUCGGCGACGCUGAGGAGAGCCUCCGGGGCGCGGCCUCCGUGGAAGUUGGGACCCUCGCCUCGUGGCUGCCCAAGGCGAGCCAGGAAGCCGUCGAGGGCGCUUGGGGCGAAGGUUUGGCGCAGAGCGGGAUCCGCACCAUGGGGACCAGGCUGCUGCUGGGCGGCCGGCGCCAGGGGAAGGUCUGGCUGGCAGUCCAGCCACCGUUGGGCAUCCCAGGCGAUCCGAUGAGACUCUUGUUCGAGCGCGACAUGACUCCUCACCCGCAGUAUGUGGCCUUCUACAAGUACAUCGAAAACGAGCUGGGGGCAGACGCCGUGGUCCACUUCGGAAUGCACGGGACGGCUGAGUGGCUCCCCGGGCGGCCGUUGGGGAAUUUGGGCUCGUGUUGGCCCGAUCAGUUGCUUGGGGGCUUGCCGCACGUGUAUUUAUACGCUGCCAACAACCCGAGUGAGUCAAUCCUCGCCAAGAGGCGGGGCUAUGGAUGCCUCGUCUCCUACAAUGUGCCGCCCUAUGCCCGGGCGGGAUUGUACAAGGAGCUACAGGCUGUGCGGGGGUUGCUGGCCGAGUUGGCAGAGCGCAGAGACCCAGACACAGAGGAGGAGGCCCGGCUUCGCAGUGCGGCCGCGAGUGUCGCGGGAGCCUCGGCGGACGCCCCGAAGAGUCCCAGAGGCGACGAUGCAGAGCCCAGCUUGGAGACUGCUGUGAUCCAGGCCGUGAUCUCUGCGGGGUUGCAGAAAGACCUGCCCUUGCCCCCAGCUGCGCAGCAGGUGGUCGCGACCAAGCUCAAAUCUGCAGACAUCGAUGCUGUCGCUCAAGAGGCUGCGGCGAAGUGCUCGGCAGAGGAGUUUGCCGACUAUGCGGGACGACUUCGCUUCCUGCUUGCACAGUAUGCUGCUCCUUCUCGGUCCCGAUCCUUUCGCCAUCAUUGA
Symbiodinium sp. CCMP2592 is the source of this 4407-nucleotide messenger RNA. The record is from the annotation of a GenBank genome assembly. NCBI's taxonomy places the organism in Eukaryota, Dinophyceae, Suessiales, Symbiodiniaceae.